CAAGAAAGUUUCGUCUGCUUUGUUGUUCAGUAAAAUAAAUGGCAAAUUCUACAACUGAUUCUGAUGGUUUUGUGACUGUCUCAAAAAAGAAAUCUGCAAAGGCAAAGCGCUUGGUAAAUAGUGAUCCUCUUUUAGUGUCACCUGUCUUUGAACCCAUUGCAUUGGAUACCUGUUUAAAGAAUAUUUCUAAAGCUAAAGCAGAAGUUGAGUUGUCCAUAUUUUACAAAAGCUUCCUAACGCUUCUUACAGAAAUAAUAGAAAAAAGAAAAAAACCUAUAACACAAAUUAUCUGUUUUGGGCUUGGACGAAUAUCUACUUGCAAAACAGCCCAACAUCAGCUUGGAUUACUGCUUCUUUUAGGUGAACAUUUGUUAUGCCCAAUCGAAGUUUUUGAUCCUGUUUUCAGUUCAAUUGAAAAAGACAUCAUCAGUCACUUGAAACUGAAGUUGGCAGCAACAAAUUGUGAAGGAAAAAGAAAGGCAGUUUUGUCAUCAAGCUCAUUUUUCAUUUUUCCCCAUUGUCCUAAAGAACUCAGCAAUAACCUCCUUUACACCAAUUGGAGUCCUAGUCACCUAGAACAUUGUAUUCUUUACGCCAACAGUUUCGAAAAAAUUCGACUCGACACUCCCGAUCGUUUCUUGAAGAGCUAUCAUUAUCUUCAUCGAUCUAUAGAAAUCGUCGAGGAAUUAGCUGUGCCCAACAACUUCCGGUUUCCCGACAUUUUCAACGAUCUUAGUCUCCACCAUUUCCCCAGCGAACUAAUCUACAGUGUUCAUUCAUCGUUUUGGGAAUCGCCUGAACCUACAUACCCUGCUGCUGAGACUGAGCUAAUUAGUGAAAAAUGAGCGCCAAAACUUUGCUCAGAGAAUUGAUUCGCGAGCUCCGACUAACCAACCAUAGUCAUAAUUCUCUCUGGGAAUCGCCUGCAUAUCAAUUUAUCUCGAAGAAUUUUCGCCGAAAUCAGGUCACUGCUGAGCAAA
This is a messenger RNA of Daphnia pulicaria, 980 nucleotides long. Its product is annotated as SRR1-like protein. Gene Ontology annotation, biological process: microtubule-based process. The coding region runs from base 39 to 845 and encodes 268 amino acids. The transcript has 3 exons. Lineage: Eukaryota; Metazoa; Arthropoda; Branchiopoda; Diplostraca; Daphniidae. The record is from RefSeq and is a predicted model, not a curated record. Gene Ontology annotation, cellular component: nucleus; cytoplasm.